GAUUAAAAACUUAUCCGAAAACGAAUAAAAUUUUGCCGAUUUUCUUCCUCACAAUGUAGCGGAAUAUUAAAGUAUGACUUACAAGCUAAAACAGAGCGCAUGUCAACGUAACUCUACCGUACGUAAUGAAUAAUAAAACACUAUCUCUAUUACGAGUUAAUUUACAAAUUAUCCUAAUUUGAAUAUAGUAUUCGUUUUUAAUGGCUUUUGGUUCGAACUUUGAAGCUCUAGGUACAGUUGAUUAUAAAAUUGCAUAAUCGUCUCUUUGUUGUAGCAAAUUAAUGUCCAGCCUUAGACAUUCAGGUACCUAGACUCGAACAGGGGAGUGCAAAAAACAACCACCAUACCUUUAAUACCUAUUCGCGACAUAUGUUUGUGCUGAUUGACUGAUAAUCUUGAAAAUUUGUAACCGUAUUAUUACACAUUGUAUUUCAACCCUAAACAAUAAAUAAUAAAAUAAAAAUGAAUCUCAUCACAAACAGUUGGAAAGUUUUCACCUGGCUAGGACUUUUCAGACCGAUUAAAUGGAAAGGAUUGAAAGCGCGAAUUUACGAUUUAUGUACACUUAUUGUUUUAUUUUUUAACUAUUCAUUUUUUGUAUGCGGCAUUAUGGAAAUCGAUUAUGCUCAUUUUAAUUUUCUUGGCGAUAUUGAUCUUAUCACACUAAUACUGCAAUACAUUGAAAAUACACCAAAGAUUGUUUGUAUGCUACUGAACCGUAGUGAUCUAAUAGAAAUAGAAUACAAACUUUCAAAUGAUCAUUUUGAGAUAAAAGACGAUGAUGAAAAAAAAAUUCAAACGAAAUACGACAAAUUUAGCAGGUUUGUUCUCCUAUGUUACGCGGCGUUACAAACAGCAUCUCUUGUAUAUUACACGACAGGACGUAUCCUUGCCAUGGAAUCACCAAUCAUCCUACCUUAUAGAGGGAGAAUACCAUACAAUUAUUCCAACAGUCAUAAUAUUUAUAUGUUGACUGCUCUUGAUCAACUUUUCUCUGUGUCCAGUCUCAUUUGUAUAAACGGCGCAUUCAAUUUAGUCUUCACUUCAACGAUGUAUCAAAUUUGUACUAAAAUUCAGAUACUCAAACAUCGUUUCAAAAUUAUCAUGGAGCAAUUGGCCGAUAAUGUUCAAACGGAUGACCCUGUUGAAGAUAUUGCGAAAAAGACAAUGGUGAUGACUGAAAAAUAUCAAGAUCAACUUAUCGCUAACUGGGUGGAAAGUCAUAAUGCACUUUUAAGCUUGUAUGAUUUUACGAAAUCUGUUUUUGCAAAAGCUGUUUUCAUUCAUUAUGUCAUCAAUUCGAUAGUAAUGUGUACGCUUGCGUAUAUCCUAAGUCACUGCGAAAUAGACAACAUUUUUAUUGGUAACGUGUUUUAUUUUUCUGUUAAAUGUACGCAACAAUAUUUGCAAUGUUCUUCUGCUCAUCAAAUUACUUUGGAGUUUGAAGAUCUUCGUGAUAUGAUUUUUAGCACCAACUGGUUUGCUGCAAGAAUAACUAUUCAAAAGUCAAUUAUUAUAAUAAUGUCAAAGUCAAUAAUACCAGUUGAGUUUGUUAGUGGAUACUUCGUAACUUUAUCGCUAGAUUCGUUCAAAAGAAUCCUCAAAUUGUCGUACACUAUUUAUAAUGUACUUGAAGGGUAAUCUGUUCUCCGGAGAAAAAAGUAAAUAUGAAUCAUCUAAGAUCAUCAGUAAAAAAAAUUAUGCAGUAGGUAUUUGUAUUGUUUCUUAGAAAAAUUUGUUAAAACAAUGGAUAAAUAAUAAUUAUGAUUUUAUUAAAAAAUAAUUAAAUC
Molecule: messenger RNA, 1790 nt
Organism: Cotesia glomerata
Lineage: Eukaryota; Metazoa; Arthropoda; Insecta; Hymenoptera; Braconidae
Product: odorant receptor 33a-like
Exons: 5
Coding region: 463-1641 (392 amino acids)
Biological process (GO): sensory perception of smell; detection of chemical stimulus involved in sensory perception of smell
Cellular component (GO): plasma membrane
Molecular function (GO): olfactory receptor activity; odorant binding
Source: RefSeq, a predicted model, not a curated record